UACAUAUAUUUAUUACCAAACAAGCGACAACUCAUUAUACCUAUCAAUCUGCCUUUUCCACCAUAUUCGAUUUAACGACGCAAUGGAAAACUUAUUGACGAUACAACCAAAAUCUGUACUUCGCUUCGAUGAAAAUGUUGAUCUGGACGAUUUCUUCCGUGAUACACUUGAACCUCUCAUGAAAAAGUUUAGAUAUCGAUUUUCUCAAUUUGAAAAUCGAUACGUCAAAAGUGAACGCUUUCAAAAUUACAAAGCCGAAAAAAUCAAGAAAGCCCAUCUUCUAUUAGAGCACCUAAAUAUCAAAUGGGAAGAACGCCGGCAAAAAACUUUAGAGGCGAGGCGUAAGGUCCUCCAAGAAUUGGAUGUAAAACUGCCGGCAGACCAACUACAGCAACAGCAACAGAACAGCUUCAAGUUCAUAACACCGCCUGAUCUUGUCAACGACUUGAUUGAACUGUCUAAAAGAUAUCAUGAGUUGGACGAGUCAGCCUUUAAAAAUAAUGGUGAGAUGAUUGAUAAUACCAUUGAUGCAUUCAUGUUAAAAAUGGAAGAAUUAGACAAAAAGAUCUCAGACGCCCUUAGCGUGGCCGAUAAGAUGCGCGAAUGUGUUGAGGGCAAAAUCAGUCAAGUGGCAGGUGUUGCUAACGAACAUAUUGAUAAAUUAAAAUAUGCUAUGCAGCAUGGUUCGAAACGUCUCUUGAUGUAUGAUGAAUUACCCGAACCCUGGCAAAGCAAUCAGUAUAUCCGCACAGGUUAUCGGUUUUUAGACUCUGCUGCUGAUUGUUGGUAUUCACUUUUUUAUGUUCACAACGAAAGUGGCAAUAUCUGGUCUCAUCUCUUGGGUUUUUUGACACUUUUUUCUAUUGGCAUUUACUCUCUAUUCUUCUCUGAUGUGUUGACAAGUAUUCCUAUUCAAGACCGUCUUGUCUUUUGUGUUUUUUUCUUGGCAGCGUGCAAAUGCCUCAUGUGCUCCACUGUGUGGCAUACCUUAAACGGCAUCAACAAUCUCAAAACGUAUCAACGUGUCGCGUGCCUUGACUACGUCGGUAUUUCCGUACUUAUUUGCGCAAGUAUUGCUCUUUGUGAAUAUUAUGGCUUCUAUUGUGAUGAUCGUGUACGUCAAAUAUAUAUGACCGCUACAUUAGGUCUUGCUAUUCUUGGCAUCUCUAUGCCUUUUCAGUCAUGGUUUGAUCGCCAUGAAUUGCGUUGGUUACGUAUUGGCUUUUUCGUCGCUUUAGCUUGCUCAGGGGCCAUCAUCAUUGUUCAUCUCUCAAUAAUACGUGGUGCUUGGGUGACAUUUUAUUGGCUUGCCCCUGUGUUCAAGUCCUGUCUUUGUUACAUUGUUGGUGUUUCAUUCUACGCUAAACAAUUUCCUGAAAGUGUAUGGCCCGGAAAAUUUGAUCAUUUUGGCCAUUCUCAUCAGUUAUGGCAUAUCUUUGUCUGUGGAGGUAUUUGGUAUCAUUAUCGAGCCGCUUUGCAAUUUGCUUCUCAACGUGGUGUUUUCGGUGACUGCCAGUUAACGUAUUGAUAAAGAAUAUAAGAGCGUCUUAAAAUUGGUAAUACAUUAGAUUUUAAAAGAAUCUGAUAUCUUCGCAAUAGAAAGUUUCUACAUUUUAUCUCUAUACAUAUACAUAUACAUAUAUAUAUCCCUUUCUAAUUCAGCACGUCUGCAUGUUCUUUGUCCAACUUUAAGAUACACAAUACAAGUUUAGAUAUUUCCUUUCACCAUUAGAACACGAUUACAUCGCUUCCCU
Molecule: messenger RNA, 1754 nt
Organism: Mycotypha africana
Lineage: Eukaryota; Fungi; Mucoromycota; Mucoromycetes; Mucorales; Mycotyphaceae
Product: hemolysin-III related-domain-containing protein
Exons: 2
Coding region: 83-1528 (481 amino acids)
Cellular component (GO): membrane
Molecular function (GO): signaling receptor activity
Source: RefSeq, a predicted model, not a curated record